GUUCUCAACUUUAGUUCUUUGCGAGUGGCCAAGGCGUUCGGUUCGUUGCGUGGCCGAAGUUAAAUUAAAGCGGAAAAGUGACAGCUGAAUAAAAGUGUAAAGAAGAACAGAAGAGAAGAUAUCUAUCUCUUCCUCUCUAUCGACUGUAGCUGUGUGCGUGCUAGCCGGGUUUUGGGCCAGUUUUAUCAAGGAGCGACAAGCUAAUCAAUCACUCAUUCAACAUGGCCAUCGCUGAGAGCCAUCUAUUGGGCAGCUGCAAAGCUGUUCCUGGCAGAUGCUAUAACAGGAACAGGUCACAUACCCCCGCACAUGCGCCGUCGCCGUCGUCGUCGUCGUCGCUGUUGCUGUUGUUGUUGUCGCUGCUUCUCAUGAUGCUGGCAGCGAUGCCCACUUCGUGCUUGGCACAGACUUCCGAGUCAACAACCCUGCCGUCAGUGGACACUGAGGAAGUCACCACGGUAAACCCACCACAGCAACCAGUGAACGAACCCCAUGUUGCCGCUGUCAACGAGACGAAUGUUCGGCUCGAGCCCGAGGAAACGGCUGCUGCCGAAGUUGCCGAUGAAUUUGCCCACACCAGCUUCGUGGCGCUGGGGGGCGAGGGACUGGAGCAGGGCAUACGCAAUGCGGUGAAGAGCGAGGUGGAGUCGGAAAUCGAAGCAGAUUCCUCUGCACUGGUGGAGACACUGCAGGUUGACCAUAAAGAAGACGAACACAAGACAACAAGCAAAAACGAAGAGCAAACAGAUGCAGCUCAAGGUGUACGUGAGCCUAAAACUCUGGAAACGGAUGUGGAGAAGGUUGAAGAGACCGACAAGGUUGAGGAGGCAGAGAAAGGAGAGGAAGCAAAGAAGGCCGAAUCAACUGAGAUUGAAUCCGAGUCGGAUAAUACUCAAGAAUCUGUGGAAGCCAAGGAACCUGCGAUUGCCGAGAAUUCAAGCGACCACGUUGAAUCAAAGUCGGACACAGAAAUUGACAGCUCUUCGGCAGAGGCCAAUCCUGUGGCAGCAGAGAGCCGACCGCUGCCCAGUGUGACCAGCGAUUUGGUGGCCGUGAUCUUCGAUGAGAAUCGUGCGAUUACCGAACAACCCAUAGCGAAAACGAACCUCUUAGCCUUGGAGAGGGAACAUGAGGAAUUCAGCGAAGUGGAGACAACCCCACAGCCCACAUUGGAAGUGGUGCCCAAGCAUCAGGUGACCAAAAAGCAAGGUGUCGAGGAUUUGCUGCCCAUGGAGAUUGCCCAAAAACAGGAUGAGCCACAGUCAGCACCGGAAGUAGAAGGACAACAAGCACCCGAACAAGACACAGCUGAGAAUGCCAGAGAUGAGCGCAAUCUGGAGACGGCAGCGGAGAGUACAUCAGAGACAUCCGCUCAAGAUCAACUGAAUGAGAUCGAAAAGAAAGAAGUCGAUGUACAACCCGCAACUUCAAGCACUGCGGAACCAGAUUAUGUGGCUUCAACGGAGGCUUCGCCGGAGCAGGCAGUUGUGGAGGCUGUUGAAGAGACUUUGCCCGCGGAAGCCGAGAAAGAUCUGUCGGAAGAUGAACAGAAACCAGAUCCGAAAGAGCCAAGUGUAGCAGCAGCAGGCGAGCCAAGCUCUUCCAGCUCAACAGCUGCCCCGACAGAGUCUGAAAAUGAGAAGAUUGACGAAUCUGUUGAAGAUGAGAGCAGAGAUGAGAGCGAUGCCGAGAAAGGUGAAUCAGGAACGGAGCAAGGCGCUGUUGAGCCAGCUGACAAGGACUCCUCCGAGGAAUCCGAAGAGCUAUCGGCCGACGAGCCGAAGGCCCGAGCCGAAGACAGCACCGCGACUCCGCUCGUCUCCUAUCCGCCGCACAAUUCGGGUCAGACGUUUGUCAGCAACCUGGCCGACGAGCGCAGCGCCCAUCUCUCGCUGGCGUCCACCAGCCGCUCCACGCUGAUCAUAGCACUUUGCUCCGGCACCGCCGUGCUGUUCAUUGUCUUCUCCUUGGUCAUAUUUGUGUUGUCGUUCCAACGCCAGCACGGAACACUGGACAUCGAGAUGCAGGAGCAGCGUUUGGGCAAGGAUGACCUGGACCAGGAGGAUGCGCAGAUGAAGCUGCUCGAUGUGGAGCUGUCGCCGCCCGUCAUCAUUGCCAUGGGCAACGAGGAGACCGACGAAUGUCUCUAGACAUCCAAUCCGGAACGCCUCCGGCGCAUUGUAAAUACUUUAUAACUUUGAGAUUGCGUUUUUUUUUCUAAGGCGAAGCAGCAUCCAAUCCCCGAGCUAGCUUCUUCAACUGGUUGUUAAACUUUCGGCUCCAAAUUACGAACUGGAAAACAGACAAACAACAAAAAAAAAAAACGAAAAAUAAAAAAAACAUUUGCCAUAUUGUUUAAUUUUAA
This is a messenger RNA of Drosophila montana, 2365 nucleotides long. It is a transcript of the gene Dtg, whose product is annotated as Dpp target gene. The transcript is spliced from 3 exons. The coding region runs from base 222 to 2150 and encodes 642 amino acids. The record is from RefSeq and is a predicted model, not a curated record. Lineage: Eukaryota; Metazoa; Arthropoda; Insecta; Diptera; Drosophilidae.